GUAAUAGCUGCGUGUGUAUGGAGGGCCGGAACGUUUCCUGAUCUGGCACACAAAGGCCGACCUUUGGCCUGUUAACUUACAAGGACAUAUGCCAGGGCUCCCCUUUCUAAAGCUGGUUUUAGCCAGUAUCCAAGGAGUCAGCUGAGUGUGAAUAGCAGGACCGUAUGUGAUGGUGCUAAGUGAUGAUACCGGCCCAUGAAACAUGAGAAUCAUAGCCCGGUUGUGCUUGGGAAGCCUGUUGCUAUGUGCUGUUCUUUGGCUUUGCUGGAUCAAAGUAAACACCAAGGAAAAAGCUGAUGAGCAGCCGAGAACUUUACCUCAAAUUCUGACAUUGCCAGGAUAUAGCCGCCUCCCAGAUGGACAGCCCCUCUCCAGGAACCCCUGUAAAUCAUGUGCUGUGGUGUCCAGUUCAGGGCAGAUGCUGGGAUCAGGCCUUGGGCCUCAGAUUGAUCAAGCCGAAUGUGUCCUACGCAUGAAUACAGCUCCAACUCUGGGUUAUGAGGCGGACGUGGGCAGCCGGAGCUCUCUGAGGGUGGUAUCCCACACCAGUGUCCCUCUUCUGCUGCGCAAUCAGACCUACUUCUUUCAGCAGUCGCAGGACACUGUAUAUGUUAUCUGGGGUCCCCUUAGGCAAAUGGAUAUCGACAGUGGCAUCACGUAUCGAGUUCUGCAACAUACUAAAGGGAUGUACCCCCAGGUACAGAUCUACACACUGACACAGAGCAUGAUGGCACACUGUGACCUGGUCUUCCAGAAUGAGACAGGGAAGAACAGGGCAAUGUCUGGAACAUUUCUUAGCACUGGUUGGUUCACCAUGAUUCUGGCCAUGGAGCUGUGUGAAGAGAUCACGGUGUAUGGAAUGGUUGGCGAAAAUUACUGUAGAAAUCGGUUCAAUCCCCCUGUGCCUUAUCACUACUAUGAAAAGGGGAGGCUGGACGAGUGUACUAUGUACAUGAUGCACGAGAGAGCUUCAAGAGGAGCCCACCGCUUCAUCACAGAGAAAGCUGUAUUUGCUCGCUGGGCCCACAGAAAGCAGAUCCAUUUUGCCCACCCCUCAUGGGGCGCUUGAAGAGGAUGUAGAUGUCUCCUUUUUUCACCUGUUCAUAGUUACAAACCUGGAGCUGUUACCUCUAGCAAUGCAUUGGUCAAUGCUUCUUCUCUAUUGGAGUGCUGUAUGUCCAAUACCGUACACAGACGUCAAGAACUGACAAUCUAAUCCGUGAAUACUAGAGAACUGAGAAGAAACUUUAGCAGAGAUCCCUGACUCAAUGGUUUGAAAGCCUUUAUAAAUACAGGGCACUCCCACUUUAGAGAGCAAGCUGCUACAUCAUUAACAAGUAAUGGGUGGCCCCUAUAGAUGUUGCUGAAGCUUGGCAACACAGAGAGGCUGCCAGUGGCCCAUUCGCUGUGCUAUAUUAUAUUCUCUUUACAGGUUGAAUGUACUGUGGUAAAAUCGAUGUUGGCGUAUGAGGUGUAAAGUACAAUGGGGAUCCUGAAUAUUGUAUGUACUAGCAACAAGUGACACAAAUGCUGCCCUCAGCCUGACAGGCUCCUUUCUCCUUUUAGUGCCAAGAUAAACUGGCACCUUAGUGCCAAGGAUAAGAUAGUCUAGACCUCUAUGGCAACUCUGUUGUAAACCACUACUGCUGCCCCUUUAAUCACCAUAUUACUUCCUUGAAUAGAAUCUGAGCCUGAAAAGUUGCAGACACCAACAACCAAAAUAAGUUUGGGCAGAAAUGGUUGGAGCCAUAUGAGGAGGCAAUGUACAUUGUCUUAGAUAACAGGCUUUAAAAAGGUGACCUGAGUUGCCUGUAUACACACACACACACACUGAUUAGCCCAGUCCAAUAAUGAAUAGGAACAGUUACCUAUUUAUAUAUAAUAUAAUAAUUAUACCAGAGUGGGAAGGUGCAUUUACCAGUAUUAUAAAAUCACAUAGUCACAAUAUUAAGAGAGAGCUUUCCUUUCCUGCAAAGCCACUUCGCACUGACCAUCUCUACCUAAUUUUGGUGGAGCUAAUUCCAGCCUUUGUUUACUGUUAGCAACAUCAAUGCAAAAUGGUUAUUUUAGGUUUUUUUUUUGUAACUUUCAAUUAUUUAUUAUUGAGAAUCAGCAAGGACUGAGCCCUCUGCGAUUCGAUGUCUUCUCUUGUCUUGCUGGCCUCCAUGCUCCUGCGGCCAGAGAUGAGCCAGACACAAUACUCUUUAAUAAUGGACUUCCUUGUCAAAUAGAAUCAUGGUACAGGUACAAAAGAUAUUAAUGAGGUCUUUAUCUACUUUGUUUGUUUUUAAUUGGCUUUUAAAUUGUAUGUGUACUUCUUUAUAAACUCGGAGCUUGUAAUUUGUUACCUAUGCUUUCUCAUUUGUAGACUCCCUGCAUGCUCUUAUGGUCGCUGACUAGGGGAGCAUGCUGGGAGUUUUGCAACAGCAGGAUGUGAAAUAUGCCCUUACAAAGUGGCUAUUGAGAAGAUGAUGAUAAGGCAUAAUACAUCUGCCCUGUUUUUACAAUUCCUGCCACCACCUCCCACUGAUGUAAAUGGGCUACUGUCUUACAAUGCAAAAAUAAACAUAUCCCAUGCUAACGA
Molecule: messenger RNA, 2584 nt
Organism: Xenopus tropicalis (tropical clawed frog)
Lineage: Eukaryota; Metazoa; Chordata; Amphibia; Anura; Pipidae
Gene: st6galnac4
Product: ST6 (alpha-N-acetyl-neuraminyl-2,3-beta-galactosyl-1,3)-N-acetylgalactosaminide alpha-2,6-sialyltransferase 4
Biological process (GO): glycoprotein biosynthetic process
Cellular component (GO): Golgi membrane
Molecular function (GO): alpha-N-acetylneuraminyl-2,3-beta-galactosyl-1,3-N-acetyl-galactosaminide 6-alpha-sialyltransferase activity; sialyltransferase activity
Source: RefSeq, marked provisional